This is a messenger RNA of Fomitopsis serialis, 3108 nucleotides long. RefSeq lists its product as uncharacterized. Gene Ontology annotation, cellular component: mating projection tip. The record is from RefSeq and is a predicted model, not a curated record. Lineage: Eukaryota; Fungi; Basidiomycota; Agaricomycetes; Polyporales; Fomitopsidaceae. Bases 1 to 3108 code for a protein of 1035 amino acids. The transcript has 3 exons.
AUGUCCGCCACCCCCCACGCCUGGAACGCUCCUCCGCCCGUUUACGACACUCGUUCGACCACCGGGCUCAAACCGUACCUUGAGCUACCUCACCUUCUCUCUCUGACAUGGCUUGCCUACCCCAUCCUCUCUCUGCUCUUCGUCGCCUUCCGCCUCCAGCUCUCCGCUCAGUCCGCGCAGGCCAGUGCUGCCAGUGCGAAGACCAACCUCCUUGCUGCAUGCCAGGCUGCGCAGAAGGCCGCCACAUCUGCGGCGAGUAUGCCCCGCUACCUCGCCGCCAUGACCAAUAACGGCAUUGCCGAUGCUGUCAACGAUACUAUGAAUGCUGCUCGCGAGGCACUGGUCCUCACCUUGACCGUCAUGGAAGCCAUCAUCAACUUCAUCGUCGAUAUGUACCGCUCUACUUUCCUGUGCUUCUUAGAGCUGGUCGUGCGUGGCGCACUUUCACUGCUGAUUGAUGCGGUAUCCGAGAUCAACUCAUUCCUCACCAACACGUUCAGCUCAAUUCGCUCAUCGAUUCAAGGUGAUGUCGGCAACGUCAAUGGCGUGGUUCAGUCGCUCGUGGACAAGGUGAACGACUUGAAGGUGUUCGGAAAUAUCACAGCCCCACAACUCAGCAUCCCGGCACUGUCUUCUCUGGAGAAUGUUACUCUUCCCAACGACUUUCAAGAGGCGCUUAUCAAGCUGAAUGGCUCACUGCCCACAUUGUCUACGCUCAAGAGUGAUCUUGAUGAUCUAAUCGACACACCCUUCGAGCUGGUCAAGAAGGAGAUCAAUGACACCUUCGCGAACCUCACAUUCGACCGCGCGGUGCUUCCCAUCCCCCAGCAGAACGCGCUCAGCUUCUGUGACGACAUGGACACCUCCUGGGUGGAUGACGUCGGAAGCGACCUCGUCAAGGUGGCGCACAUUGGCAUCAUCAUUCUCAUCGUCCUCGCGCUGCUCCUGGUCGGUGCGAACUGCUUGUUCGAGUGGUACAAGUGGCGAUGCAUGAGGAAUCACCUGCAGUAUACGCGCGACGCGUGGACCUCCGAUCCUACGGCUUACAACGGUGGCGUCUCGAAGUUCGGCACCCCUCUGGUGGACAUGAGCGACCACAAUCUGCUUGUUCUUGCAGCAGACUCGCAGCACCCGCACCUUAUGAAGAUCGCGAAUGCGAUCGCACGUUUCCUCCACCUCUCCCCUUCGCAGUAUGUCAAUCUGCGCUGGUUCAUGCACUAUGUCUUCCAUCCUCCUGCGCUCGCGUGCUUCCUCAUCGGGUUCUUCGGUCUCCUCUCAGUCGAAAUUCAGCUGAUCGCCAUCCGUCCCAUCGCAGACAAGUUUGGGGACCAGGUGUCGGCCAGUGUGUCAAACACGGUGGACGUCAUCGGUACAUCCAUCAACGGGAGCAUGUACAAUCAAAGCGCGGCGUAUGCAGGCUCGAUCAAUGCGCGGGUUGCGACCGUGCAGACAACCAUCAGUGGCGGACUCAUCGGCUGGAUCGACAACUCGACCGUGACGCUGAAUAACACGAUCAACGCGUUCUACACGGACCUGCAGAACACGGUCAACAGCGUGUUCAACGGGACGGUCAUGCAGAGCCCCGUCGACGAGUUCAUCAAGUGCUUCAUCGGCUCCAAGGUCGAGGACCUCGAGGAGGCGCUCACGUUCCUCCACACGAACCUCAACAUCAACCUCCCGACGGUGAACGAGAGCGUGCUCGUGCUCUCUCAGGGCGACAUCAACGAGAUCACGAGCCCCAUCGCGGAGGCCGCCGUCGGCUCGGGCAACGGGAACAGUGAGGGCAUCGUCGGCGAGAUCGUCGACGCGUACGUGAAGUCCCUCGAGGGCGAGCGCAUCAUGUUCGGCGUGUUCAUGGGCCUCUGGGCCUUCGUCGUCCUCAUGGCGCUCGCGAUCAUCUUCUGGCACGCGUACGGCAAGCACUGGGUCGAGGCGUACAAGCGCCGCAAGUGGGAGCGCGAGCAGCGCCGCGGCGUCGACGGCCUCAUCGUGCCCUUCCGUGACAUGGGCCCUGGCGGGGCCCAGCACGAGGCGCAUGCGGACCCCGAGUUGCGCGACUCUGCGGUGGUUAUGGACGAGAAGAAGGGCGCCGGGGAGGCUGCCCCGGACAGUUUCCUCGAGCACGACUCAUCUGCAGGGCGGCCUAGCCGCUUCACGCAGAUGCUCACCGCCCCGACACGCUUCAUUACCUUGGGCAAGCGAGCCUUUGGUCGGGACAACGUGAGCGAUGAUGAGGAGAAGACUGCCGCGCUCUCGAUGCACGACGAAGCCAAGCCGGAACACCCGAACACCACUCGGUGGACCCAAUGGCUCAGCGGCUCCAAUGGCAAAGGCUCUGGGAACGCGCAGACCGGUGCGAUGGACGAGCCUGAGCCUGAGAACGAGAAGCCCACAGGCGAGCGCGUUCGACCUCCGCUGACCAUCAACGUCUCCCAAGCUUCCACCGCCGAGUCCAACAUGACCACCCUCGCGCGGGAGAACGACGCGCGCCCGACCUCCGCCUGGUCCGUCUCGCCCGGCCCGCCUCCCAAGUUGCCCUGGAUGACGAACAUCCUCCCGACGCGCCGUGUCGGCCUGCCGACCAACCCCUACCUGAAGCGCAAGUCCCAGCACGCCGUAGUCGUCACCCCACCCGCGCCCGUACCCGCGCCUGAGCCACAGCCCAUCAUCCACAUCGCCCCCAUCCCGCUGCACCACGCGUUCGCCCGCCCGCCGACGCCCACCACGGAGGUCUUCCGGCCGCUGCAGCCCCCGCCGCGCCACCCGGGCCUGCGCCAUCCGAACCUGCAAGUCCGGACGCAGACGCAGCCACAACUCUCGCCACAGUACCUCCAUCCCCAGACCACGCUCGACCCCGACACGUCGACCCCCGUCACGCGCCUGCUGACGACGACGCACGCGCGGCACUCGUCGAUGGCCGUGGACCCGUUCGUGACGCCGUUCGACGACGAACACCGCGCAAUGCCCUCACCCCAGACGCCUGCGAUCACGAACCCGUUCGUGGACGACGACCCGUUCGCGGACAGAAGGGAUAGCCACCGCGAGCCCGCCAGCGGUGGGCGCAAGCUGAAGCGCGCGACGAACCCUUUUCUGGCCUUCGCUCUUUGA